ACACUACGGCUACACAUGGUACUGCAGCUCACAUUCAAAACAAUGAACGAGCAUUAGUUUAAAAGUGAAUAUUUCAACAAUUUGGCGACAUGUUCGUGCUGGCGGAGCUGAAGGACAAUGUGAGGAUUGCGCCGGACCAGUUCAAUCUGAAGUUGGUAGACGCAGUGCGCGACGAGAUCGACCGAAAGCUGGCCAAUAAGGUCCUUCUUAACGUGGGAUUAUGCAUUGCGCUGAAGGAUAUUGUUUCACUGAAGGAUUCCAUCAUCCUGCCGGGAGACGGAGCCUCGCACACGGAGGUGUUGUUCCGGUAUGUGGUCUUCCGGCCGAUGGUGGGCACUGUGAUUACCGGAAAGAUUCGAAACUGCAGCCGAGAAGGAGUCCAUGUGACACUUGGUUUCUUCGACGACAUCCUCAUUCCGCAUGCCGCCCUGCAGCAUCCCUCGCGCUUCGAUGAGGCCGAACAGGCCUGGGUUUGGGAAUAUCCGCUCGAGGACGGCGCCAAACACGAUCUCUUCAUGGACGUUGGCGAGCCCAUCAAGUUCCGCGUAUCACGGGAGAUCUUCGAAGAAACAUCGCCCAUUGGACCGCCGAAAGCUGAGGCUCAGACUCAGCAGGGAGCUAGCUCAUCCGCUGCAGUCGCAUCAGCUACCUCCCAAGAAGUGAAGACACCGUACAGGAUUAUUGGUGCCAUUAACGAAUCCGGCCUAGGCGUGCUCUCCUGGUGGGAUCAGCAGGGCAAGGACGAUGAGCAGGACGACGAGGAGGACGAAGAGUACGACGACGAAGAUGGCGAGGGCGCAUGCGAAGAAUGAUCCUGACGCCUAAUCCAUUGUAUGAUAGUUGCCACUUACAUUAGGGUUAAGAAUUUGAUUUAAGAUGAAGUAAUGACUAAAAUGAUUGAUUUAAGUCUGAUUAGAUCACAGCGUUUUUUUAUGAUUUUCAGACCAGAGCAGAUAUGAUACCAUACAAUACCAUAAAAACACAAUUAAAUUCA
Messenger RNA from Drosophila sechellia, 994 nucleotides. It is a transcript of the gene Polr3H, whose product is annotated as RNA polymerase III subunit H. The transcript is spliced from 3 exons. Gene Ontology annotation, cellular component: RNA polymerase III complex. Gene Ontology annotation, biological process: DNA-templated transcription; transcription initiation at RNA polymerase III promoter. Bases 90 to 812 code for a protein of 240 amino acids. Lineage: Eukaryota; Metazoa; Arthropoda; Insecta; Diptera; Drosophilidae. The record is from RefSeq and is a predicted model, not a curated record.